Molecule: messenger RNA, 1005 nt
Organism: Nerophis lumbriciformis (worm pipefish)
Lineage: Eukaryota; Metazoa; Chordata; Actinopteri; Syngnathiformes; Syngnathidae
Source: RefSeq, a predicted model, not a curated record
GUUGAGGCCGGUGGCUUCCCGAUGAAGGACACCUUCAAGAUGAUGAGCGACAUGAUCUUGCUGUGCGCCACUUUGGCUCUGUCCCUCUUCUUCUGGAUGCUCUCCCUCACCCUCAGCGCUUACUCAGGGACGCUGCAGCCCGUGUCGCCGUGGCGAUGGCUCUUCUCCAUUUUGGUGCCACUGGUGUUAACCAUCCGAGCGGUCAAAAGACGCAGCCUGGACCGGUCGGGGGCGCUCGGAGCUCUGCUGGUGGGUUUUGUGCUGAGCAUGGCCAACCUGAGCUUCUUCUGCUCACUGCUGACUUUUUUCUUCACCUCGUCCAAGCUGACGCGUUGGGGGGGCGCACACAAGAAGAAAAUUGACGCCGAUUACAAAGAAGGCGGCCAGAGAAACUGGGUGCAAGUGUUCUGCAACGGAGGCAUCCCUACACAGCUGGCGCUGCUUUACAUGAUUGAGGCGGGUCCGGGCGAGAUCCCCAUCGACUUCGGGCGUCAGUACACUGCCUCGUGGAUGUGCUUGUCGCUGCUGGGAGCGCUGGCGUGCAGCGCGGGCGACACCUGGGCCUCGGAGGUGGGGCCCGUGCUCAGUCCGUCGCGGCCCAGACUCAUCACCACCUGGCGGGAGGUCCCGGAAGGGACCAACGGCGGCGUGACCCACGUGGGCUUGGCGGCCAGCUUCCUGGGCGGGCUGGCGGUGGGCGCCGCCUACUUGGCGUCGCAGCUGCUGUUUGUCGGCGACCUCCAUCUGUGCGACCCCCAGUGGCCCGUGGCGCUGUACGGCGGCGCCGCCGGCCUGCUGGGCUCCCUCGUCGACUCCUUCCUGGGAGCCAGCGUGCAGUACUCAGGUUUCGACUCCAGUAUCGGGAAGGUGGUGAGUUACGAGUCCCCGACCACGCACUGGAUCAGCGGCAAACCCAUCCUGGACAACAACGCCGUCAACCUGUUCUCCGCCGUCCUGGUGGCGCUCAUCCUGCCCGGGAUGGCUUGGGGCCUAUGGCCGCAUUAG